Molecule: messenger RNA, 1860 nt
Organism: Histoplasma mississippiense
Lineage: Eukaryota; Fungi; Ascomycota; Eurotiomycetes; Onygenales; Ajellomycetaceae
Exons: 4
Coding region: 1-1860 (619 amino acids)
Cellular component (GO): mRNA cleavage and polyadenylation specificity factor complex
Molecular function (GO): protein binding
Source: RefSeq, a predicted model, not a curated record
AUGAGUUCUUACGACCACGAUGCUGCGGAGGGGUCAUUCCCACGCCCGCUGAGGUCAUACGAGGGAGGGGUGGGAGGUCCCCGAAGACCCAGACCUGUGACCGACUAUGGCUCGUCAAUGGUGCAGUGGAUGCGGGUGCGCCAGCCUCGAUACAAAGGAUCACAUAGGUUGGAACGUGAAAGACCAAGCGCCAGCUACACUGUGGAUAUGCUCCCUCCCUUGGCCCGAAUCGAUUCACCUGCUGACACCAUCCCCGUUCGUCAUCUCCACCAAUCAAUCGGUAAAUCGAAGAAGCCUAUUACGGUCGUCAGAUGGACGCCGGAGGGACGACGGUUGUUGACAGGAGGUCACACUGGCGAGUUCAUGCUAUGGAAUGGUACAGCAUUCAAUUUCGAAACGGUUAUGGAUGGAGACAUCAAGUACUGGCGGCCCAACUUCAACAACGUCGAAACCGUCGACGACGCCCACCACGACGCCGUCAGGGAUUUGUCGUGGUGUCCAAGCGAUACGAAAUUCGUCUCUGCCUCUGACGACACGACACUAAAGAUCUUCUACUUCACCGCCCGCAUGUGCGAGCUGGUGCUGACGGGCCACGGCUGGGAUGCAAAGUCGUGCGAUUGGCAUCCGUCCAAGGGCCUCCUAGUCUCCGGAUCCAAGGACCACCAGGUCAAGUUUUGGGACCCCCGCACCGGCCGGUGUUUGACUACCCUCCACAGCCGUAAGAAUACAGUCACUUGGACUAGAUUCUCGCGUGUGAACAGUAACCUAGUGGCGACAUCAUCCCGGGACCAUUGCGCCCGCGUCUUCGAUCUACGGAUGAUGCGAGACAUAUGCAUUUUACGAGGACAUGAGAAGCCGAUAUCUUCCAUGACGUGGCACCCGAUUCAUAGUUCGCUUAUCUCUACGGGAAGUGAAGAUGGUUCAAUUCAUCAUUAUUUAUUGGAUGAGCAGAAUCUACCUGCUGGGCAGGUCCCCACUGUCGCGCCAUACGACAGCGCUGAUCCUGCUAAUACCCCCGCCCAACUUAUAUUCCCCGCUCAUCGUAUUCCCUAUGCCCAUUCGUCUACUAUAUGGACCCUCGACUGGCAUCCCCUCGGCCACAUUCUGGCGUCCGGCUCCAAGGAUAAUUUUACCCGAUUUUGGUCCCGCGCCCGACCCGGCGAAACCAGCUAUCUGAAGGAUAGAUUCCACAUUGGCGAAGAAGCCGCAGAAGCCCAGGGAACUUGGAGCCGUGGCUUUGGCCGUCGACAGAUGAAGGAAGAAGAGGAGCAGGAACUUCAAGAUGAGGCGGAGGGACUUGUUGACCAGAAGAAGCGCGAUGCUUCAGUUCUCCUCGGAAUCCAGGGUGUUCCCGGGGUUGGGGAUAAUGUCGGGCUUCCAGGGCUGAUACCAGGAAUUGGGGCAGUUCAGCCACCCCCGCCACCCCCUUCAGGUACGGUUUCAUCCAUGUCGCAAGUCGAACCGAGCCGUCUGGCGGCGAUGAUAUCCUCCGGCUCGUUUCCUCCGCCACAACUCGAAUCCUUACCACCAAACUUACGUCCGCCGGCAUAUCCCAUGCCUGGUAUGCAGGGAGGUGGUUUCGUCCCACAUAUGGAUCUAUCAUCCUUACAAAACCAGUUCUUUUCUCCACAACAACAGCACCAGCAGCAAUCCUACACGUUGCAGCAAAACCAAAACUUUCCUACGCAGGGUGGCGGAGGCUUCACGUCUUCAGGAAUCCCCGGUCUUCAGGGCCAAGCCCCAACCGGCGACCCCAAUGAGGAUUUCACGAAUGGAAUAAGGAAACGCGGGCCUUUGCCAAGCCAGCAAGAUAGCUUGAUGGAAGAACAACGACGGGGAAACUGGCGAAAUAUUAGAUAA